Messenger RNA from Phyllostomus hastatus (greater spear-nosed bat), 1095 nucleotides. RefSeq names its product Ras homolog, mTORC1 binding (gene RHEB). The transcript is spliced from 8 exons. Gene Ontology annotation, molecular function: GDP binding; GTPase activity; GTP binding. The record is from RefSeq and is a predicted model, not a curated record. Gene Ontology annotation, cellular component: plasma membrane. Gene Ontology annotation, biological process: small GTPase-mediated signal transduction. The coding region runs from base 133 to 687 and encodes 184 amino acids. Lineage: Eukaryota; Metazoa; Chordata; Mammalia; Chiroptera; Phyllostomidae.
GAGCGGAGGCAGCCGCGCCCGCCCGCCCCGCCCCUGGAUGCCGCUCUGCCCCGGCGCGGCCGCCGAUCGCAGCACAGGAGGCGCCGCCGCCGCGGUUGAUGUGGUUGGCCUGGGGCUGAGGAGGCCGCCAAGAUGCCGCAGUCCAAGUCCCGGAAGAUCGCGAUCCUGGGCUACCGGUCUGUGGGGAAAUCCUCGUUGACGAUCCAGUUUGUGGAAGGCCAGUUCGUGGACUCCUAUGACCCGACCAUCGAGAACACCUUCACGAAGCUGAUCACGGUGAACGGGCAGGAGUACCAUCUGCAGCUCGUCGACACGGCUGGGCAGGAUGAAUACUCCAUCUUCCCUCAGACGUACUCCAUCGACAUCAACGGUUACAUUCUCGUGUACUCUGUCACGUCCAUCAAAAGUUUUGAAGUGAUUAAAGUCAUCCACGGCAAGUUGCUGGACAUGGUGGGGAAGGUGCAGAUACCUAUCAUGUUGGUUGGGAACAAGAAAGACCUGCACAUGGAAAGGGUGAUCAGUUACGAAGAAGGGAAGGCGUUAGCAGAAUCUUGGAAUGCAGCUUUUUUGGAGUCGUCUGCUAAAGAAAAUCAAACUGCUGUUGACGUGUUCAGGAGGAUAAUUUUGGAGGCAGAGAAAAUUGACGGGGCUGCUUCGCAAGGCAAGUCUUCCUGCUCGAUGAUGUGAGUCCACGCGGCCCGAGGACGCUGGGGCCCACCCCGCGCGGAGACAGGCUGCCGGAGGCCGGGGGGUGAACUCGGCCUCGUUUUCCUCUGUUAACCUGAAAGAUUUCAUCUGGGUCAGAGCCUUCCCCGCCAACCCCUCAGAUUAUGUUGAACUCUGACUCUGUCCACAUGAAUUCACUUCCACUUUCAAAUUUUAAGCAAUCAUAUUUUCAAUUUAUAUAUUGUAUUUCUUAUUAAUAUUAUGACCAAGAAUUUUAUCGGCAUUAAUUUUUAAGUGUAGUUUGUUGUUUAAAAUAAUGUAAUCAUCAAAAGACGCAUAUUGUUACACUACUGUUCACUAGGCUUCCAUAUAUCAGUGUUUAUUUCAUCGUUAAAUGUAUACUUGUAAAUAAAACAGCUGCAGACCUUA